This is a messenger RNA of Verruconis gallopava, 1691 nucleotides long. RefSeq lists its product as uncharacterized. The coding region runs from base 315 to 1577 and encodes 420 amino acids. Gene Ontology annotation, molecular function: hydrolase activity, acting on carbon-nitrogen (but not peptide) bonds. The record is from RefSeq and is a predicted model, not a curated record. NCBI's taxonomy places the organism in Eukaryota, Fungi, Ascomycota, Dothideomycetes, Venturiales, Sympoventuriaceae. The transcript has 2 exons.
GUGCUGUCGUUUAUUCCGGUUGGCGAAUUUUCAUGCCAGCACAUCGCUAAAUUCGUCUGGUGCGGGUGAGGUGCGGAGCGUAUUCAAAGUCUGAGAAAAGAGGAGUGCACUCUUCGAGCAGUCGAAAGACAUACUCUGGUCGACCCAUUUUCUUGGCCUAUUACGUGAACCAUCGCGAGGAAGGAUUUUGACUGGGUGGUAGAAACGGCUAACCACUAGAUACAGUUCUAAAUACGGGAAGAGAUCAAAGACGGUAAAGACCUCGAAGAGGGAAAGAACCUUUUGCCAACUGCUCAGUAGGAAAGACACUGAAGAUGUCCUUUACCAUCAAGGAUGUGCGAAUCUUUGACGGCGAACAAGUCAUCGAGAAUGGGUACGUGAUAGUGAGAGGCUCCAUGAUCCACGACGUCGGCGAAGGCAAGCCACCGCAGCCCAUAGGAACUAUAUACUCAAAACCUGGCCAUACGCUGCUGCCCGGCUUCAUAGACGCCCACAAUCACUCGCAUUAUAGCUACCAUCCAGCACUGUAUCAGGCGAUUCGCUUUGGGGUGACGACGUUCAUGGAUCUGCACAACGAGUAUCCCUCUUUCACGCACUUGCGUAAAGUCAGUCUCGAGGAGCCGAGGAGCACUUCAGCCUACAAGUGCGCCGGAGUGGCGGCGACGAUUGAGAACGGGUGGCCCAUCCCCGUUAUUGUCGCGCACGACAAGUCGCCUGAGACCCAGGCCGAGAUCGACAAGUGGUAUCCGAAGCUCAAAAACGCGCAGGAUGCUCGGGAGUUUGUGCGCAAGAACCUGGCUGACGGAGCGGAUUACAUAAAGCUGAUGCACGAGUCCGGCGCCGCCAUGGGAGCCGACUUCCCCAAGCCCUCGAUGGAGAUCCAGGAGGCGCUCAUCGACGAAGCGCACAGGCAUGGCGUGGUCGCGAUAUGCCAUUCGCUUGCGAUGGCAGACCACAUCGAGAUCUUGAAUGCCGGCGUGGACGGCAUGGCGCACACGUUCUUUGACCAGCCGCCCACGGAAGAGCUGGUCGCCGCGUACAAGAAGAACAAUGCAUGGCUAAAUCCGACUCUUGCAGCGGUGGGCAGCUUGACGGCCGAGGGUCGGGAGCUGGCAGAGAAGUUUGCGCACGAUCCCCGCGUCGGCGAAGACCUGCUCGGCCCGGAGGAAAGGCAGCGGAUGUGCCAGUGCCUUAAUUUCUGCAAACCGACCUCCAAGGUCGAGUACGCGUACGAGUCUGUGCGGGUGCUCAAGAAGAACGGGAUCGACAUCAUAUGUGGCUCCGACUCAGCGAAGCCUGCUUUGGGCACCGCCUGGGGGCUUUCGUUACACCACGAGCUCUACCUUUUCGUCCACAAGUGCGGCUUCACGCCGUUGGAGGCGCUCAAGUCCGCGACAAGCGUCGUGGCAAACUGCUUCCGAUUCUACGACCGAGGCAUGAUCAAGGAAGGGCUUCGGGCGGAUCUGGUACUGGUCGAGGGUGACCCGACGCAAGAUAUCGACAACACGCUGAAUCUGAGAGGCGUCUGGCGAGAAGGGAUGCUUACAACGUAUUACGAAGGUAAGUUAAGACCUUGACGGAGGUCACCAUCGACGGAAGUAUCACAGUGAGACGUGAAAUAUGCGCCAUCAUGACCUAAAGUAAUUCAAAAAUGUCGACUCUUGAUAUGAUGGAUGCUUCGUCCACCCUCG